CGUCAGCUGACUGCAGUGGGCGGGGUCUUUCCCUACGAUCCAGGAAGUCUAGUGAUAUCACAGCUAAUCUGAACACUACAAGCUUUGUUUUCACAAUGUUUACUAAAUAUGACGAAAAUAUAUGAGAUAAAAACGUCAAAGCAUCUUUGAAAGCGCAAAGAAGUGCGGUGAAAUCAGGCAGGAGCCAUCAUGUCUGAGCACAGUGACUCCGGUCUGCCGUCUGAGGAGAGGCUCCGCGCUCUCAUCAAGCUGGGCAGCUCUGUGGACGUCAGCGAGGAUGUGCCGCCUCGCCGGUACUUCCGCUCCGGGAUGGAAAUCAUCAGAAUGGCCAACAUCUAUGCAGAGGAGGGGAAUGUAGAGCAUGCAUUCAUUCUUUACAAUAAGUACAUCACGUUGUUUAUUGAAAAACUUCCUAAACAUCGUGAAUAUAAAACAGCCAACAUUCCUGAGAAGAAAGAAACGAUGAGGAAAUUAAAGGAAGUUGCUUUUCCGAAAGCUGAGGAACUGAAAAAGCUGCUUCUCAAGCACUACGAAAAAGAACACGCCGAAUAUCUUGUCCGAAAGCGAGCGGAGGAUGAGGCCCAUGCUCGAGAAGUGGCCAAACAGUGGGAGCAGGAGGCCGAGAAGCAGAGACAGGCCGAGCAGCAGCAGCGUGAGCGCGAGCAGGAGCAGUUCAGUGCCUUUGAGGAGAUGAUCCGCAAGCAGCAGCUGGAGAAGUCACGCCAGCGCAUCGUGCAGGAGUUCAGCGUCCCGGUGUCACCCACCUCUCCCCGAGAUCUCCUGGUGCCUGACAUACAAGGGCCUCCACAGGCCUCGUUUUCACCGCCGACGAGCCCCGGAGGAACCCCGAACCAUGUCUCUCAAACUUCAUCCCUCCCAGCGUUUGACCGCUCACUGAAGCCUAGUGUUCCAGUCAGUGCAGGACACAGUGCACUGGUAAAUGGCUUGCGGCAGCUCUUUGUGCCCACCGAGCUGUGCCAAAGGUUUUUAAAGCUAGCAGAUGCCAACACAGCACGAACCGUGGAGACCUGUGGGAUUCUCUGUGGCAAGCUGAUGAAGAACGCCUUCACAGUGACACACGUGAUCGUGCCCAAACAGAGUGGAGGACCAGAUUACUGUGACACAGAGAACGAGGAGGAACUUUUCCUAAUCCAGGAUCAGAAUGAUCUCAUUACUCUGGGCUGGAUUCAUACCCACCCGACCCAGACGGCCUUUUUAUCCAGUGUGGACCUGCACACACAUUGCUCUUAUCAAAUCAUGCUUCCAGAGUCUAUAGCCAUUGUGUGCUCACCUAAAUUUAAUGAGACUGGCUACUUUCGGCUGACAGACCACGGGAUGGACGAGAUCUGUUCCUGCAAACAAAGAGGAUUCCACCCGCAUCCAAGAGAGCCGCCCCUCUUCUCUGCUAGUCACCACGUCACCAUCACAGACGGAAGUGUGACCGUGAUGGAUUUGCGGUGAUUUCAUCACUUCUGCUUCGAAAUAUGUGCCUUUGCUCUUGACCUCACAGCGACUUGCCAGGAAGCUCCCAAAGGGCAAAGAAGGUCCCGUGCUGAACUUUGCUACAAGACACUGGGCCUCUAUUAUCACAUCUUAGCAGUCUGUAUUUAUUACUUUAAUUCUGUUAUAUCCAAAUGUGACUAAUAGGAGCUUGAGGUGUGUAGUUUCUAGCACUAGCAGCAUCAAACGGAUUUGCAAAAAUAAAGACAAGUUGUGACCUCAAGAAUGCGUAACGGAAAAAUAGAAAUGCAUGGCUUCAGUGAGCGUCCUUUUGUUUAAAACUAGUUCAUUCUGUUCGAUGUUGCAGAAAUUACACACUUCACCUAUAAACACCUGUACAUAUUUCAGUGUUCACUGCAACAAAAAAACAAUACAAGUAUCUAAACAUUUUUUUGAGAAACAAAAUAAACUAAGUCUCGUUUUCCGAAUAAAAAGAACAAAAUUAAGUGUUUAUGCUUAAAACCUAAAAAGAUAUACGCAAAUCAAAAGAAAAACAAGAUUAUUUUUCAUACCCAUUUGACAUUUAUUUCUUGCUUUAAGCAUAAAUUCACUUGAUUGUGAUACAUUUUUCAGAAAUACAUUUUUCAUCUUAAAUAAUUCUUAAGCAAAUAUAUCUCGAUUUAAAGGUGCUGUAUGUAGGAUUGACACCGAGUGGUUGAACUAGGUAUUGCAGUCCAAAUUCAAAAUAUUGGAGAGGGUUUUUUUCACCCGGCCCCUCCUCCUCAGACUUGAUGCACAGGCAUGUUGCCAGAUUGACUUCACAAACAGGAACAAGCACACUUGACGAUGAAUGAAAUGAAAUGCGCUGUGUUUUCCGCCAACUGGCAACCCAGGGUGCUGAAAUACAAUUGGGUAACCUGGCAGUGGGCGGGUUUCACAAACCAAAACAACGACAGACAUACCGGCUGGAACGCACAUUUUCAAAGAAGAAUAAAUGACUGUAGCAUUGUUUUUCAGAUAAACAAGUAUGUUAACUUAGCAUGUUUCUUAAAUAUCUGCAAACAUAUAUAUGCUUUAGUAGAGUCAAAAUCUUACAUACAGCACCUUUAAGAACAUUUAACGAUGAUGGGAAAACAAGUUAAAAAUGCCAAGUAAGAAAAUCAUUUUUAUGCAGUGUUGUCUUUGCCAUUCCAUAUUUUGGCCUUUUUUUUAAAAAACUGAAGGCUUAAUGAUACGGUUCAUGUGCAGGAUCACAUAAGCCAUCCAUUUAAUAGCAUACUGCUGUUACAUUUUAUUUAAAUAUUCAGUGGUUUUUAGCUAUGCCUCUGGUCAGAUGUUCAGGUCUUUAUGUUGAUUAAAAGAUCCUUGUACGCCAUUGCAACCAGUUUCAGACAGACUGGCUUCUGUAUUUAGCGUAACACGUGACAGUGAAACAGCUGCUUCUUUACGUCUGACUAUGAUUUCGCUAAUCUCUUAUAAAACAGCUACUUUAAUAUGUAUCAGACUGUGAUCGUGAAGGCAGAUGAUUCUUGUUCUUUCAGCCAAACUAUUCUGUAACAUUUAAAAUGUUGUUAGUCUUAAUGCAUAUUUUGUAUAUAAUUUUCUGUAGUCAUGAGGUUCAUUUUUGGGGACUCUGAAGCUUUGCAUUUUUUAUUAAUACAUAAUUAAAAGCGAACAUGUCUUCAUAUUAUCUGCUAAGGCAAGACACUACAGGAAAAACCAUUGUUGUGCUCAGUUUUGUGCUCCAUAACAUGUUUUCUUUCAGAGUAGUGCAAAGAAAAUAUCCAAAAUACACAUUUAAGUGUUUAUUAUUUUCUGUUAUGUACAUUUUAGAUUGUUUGAUUUGCAUAUUUAGACAUGCCAUUUCAGAUAUUGUCUUAAACUACUGUAAUUAAUCAACUAGGGAAGUAUGUUGAUAUCUAAAUGUGUACCUUACUCACCUGUGGUGUCUUGUCUAAGAUAUAUUAAAGGCUUUGACACCUAGCAUUCCUUUUAUUGCACCUUAUGGACUGAAAUAAUAUGUUUAUCGCUUACCAUGUUCCCUGAGGUAAUGUGCUAUUUAAGUGUUUACGUGUACAAGAAAUGUUAAGCUGCUUCAGUCAUUAAAAAGUUCAUGUACAGUACGAAUAAGGGGCAAAAACAAACGCGGUCGCUAUUCAAUAGGUGGCGAUGGAGAGUCGUUCUGUUUCAGUGUUCCGCGCAGGAAAUGAUGCGCAGUAGAAGACGCUUUUCCAGCGAGCGUUCGGCUGCUGUUAUGGAUUUUCGGUCUUUUUUUUUUUUUUUUUUUUUUAAUCAAGUGGUGGUUAAAAUUAACAUUUAUCGCGAGUUAUCGUUCAAAUGUGCAACAGAUACAUUUUAAACACAUCUUAAAUGCAUUUUGUUAGAGAGAAAGAAAAAAAGAGUACUUAGCGUACAGGCAAACGUAAACAACGUCUCACGCAAUUGGACUUUCAGUUACUGUAAAGAACAGUUUCUCCUGUUAAAAUAGAAAUAUGACAGAGUCCAAAGAUAAAGCUUUAACUGUGAAGUCUGAUGUUACUACAGUCGCUGUCAGGAAUGAUGUUGUAGAGAAUAAGAAGCCGAAAAGGAAGAUUCUUGAUGAAGAUCAAUAUAUAGAGGUAAGACAGGCUUAUAUACUGGGGAUUUUCUGAUAUAAUUCAUUGUAUUACACUUAAUACAUUCAACAAUGUAUUGUGUUAUACCGUUUUAAUGCCCAUGUGUUCCUUGAAUACACUUGGUUUGACUUUGGCUUUGUUUUUAUUAUUAUUAAAUAACGACGGUGACCUUCAACACCACAGUGUUUACACAAAACACCAAACCUUAGGCCGUUUAUCAGCAUACAGUGUGUUAUACAGGAACAGCUGAUUGAGUUUAAUGUGUCACCUGUAAACAACAUGCUUAUAUCUGCUUAAAUUCUUCUCCCUUGAUUUGCUACUAACACACAUACCACAAUUUCUCCCUAAAGUUUGGAGAAGAUCAUCCAGAGGGACUUUUUCCCAGAUGUCUCCAAACUUCAAGGAGCGGAGGAGAACGGAGAUCUGGAGCGAAUGAGGGAAAUCUCCAUCAAAUACAGACACGACUCCCUCAACAUUUGAGACCCCAGAUGGUCGAAGUGCAUCUCCCUCAUGUUCGCAGAGCAAACACCGAGCAGUGAAAGGGGAUGG
This is a messenger RNA of Cyprinus carpio (common carp), 4604 nucleotides long. RefSeq names its product STAM-binding protein-like A. The record is from RefSeq and is a predicted model, not a curated record. Lineage: Eukaryota; Metazoa; Chordata; Actinopteri; Cypriniformes; Cyprinidae. Gene Ontology annotation, cellular component: cleavage furrow; endosome. Gene Ontology annotation, biological process: protein K63-linked deubiquitination. Gene Ontology annotation, molecular function: metal-dependent deubiquitinase activity; K63-linked deubiquitinase activity; protein binding.